Lycium ferocissimum is the source of this 1696-nucleotide messenger RNA. RefSeq names its product GATA transcription factor 15-like. Gene Ontology annotation, molecular function: sequence-specific DNA binding; zinc ion binding. The record is from RefSeq and is a predicted model, not a curated record. Gene Ontology annotation, biological process: regulation of DNA-templated transcription. The transcript is spliced from 3 exons. The coding region runs from base 861 to 1379 and encodes 172 amino acids. NCBI's taxonomy places the organism in Eukaryota, Viridiplantae, Streptophyta, Magnoliopsida, Solanales, Solanaceae.
CGUCUCUUUUUAUUAUCUCUUCAUAUUUAUCACUUCAUUUUUUUUUCUCUAUAUCAUUCUAGUAGCCUCUAUUAAUUUUUUUUUUCAUUUUCAUGUCGGUUUAUCAAUAUCUUCUUAUUUAAACCUUAGCUAAACUUUAAUUUCUCCUAGUGUACUCCUUUUUUGUGCCUUAAAGUUGUGCUUAUUAGUGAAGUAUAGUAAGGAAGGUUUCUUUGUUUUUUUUUUCUUCUAAUUUGAAGAGAAAAAAAACUCUAUUUAGCUAGUUUUUGCCAUUUUAGUAUCUGGGUCGUGCUUAGUUUUUGUUAAAACUCACUUAAUAGUUAAUUUUUGUUUUAAAACCUUUCUGUAUGCUACAAAAAUAGGAGUUUAUUUGGUUCUUGUUUUUUGUGCUAAUUUGGUGAUAAAAAUGUUUGUUUAGCUAGUUUUUGUCAUUUUAUUAUCUGGUUCUUGCUUAGUUUUUUGUUAAAACCCUCUUAGUUGUGAGUUUUGAUCAUCAUUGAUCAGUUUCUUUGUUUUUAUUUGGGGCUAGUUUGGGUAUAAAAAUCUUUGUUUAGCUAGUUUUUGUCAUUUUCUUGUUUGGGUAUCACUUAGUUUUUGUUAAAAUCAACUUAAUAGUGAGUUGUGAUUUAUGAUCAAGGUGUUUUUUCUUUUGAUUUUCCUUCGUAAACAUUAGUAUAUUCCUUUUUUUUUUUCUAACCUGAAGUUGUGCUUAUUAGCUAAUUUGUUGAAAAACAUCUUUAUUAACCUGGUUUUUGCCAUUUUCUAAUCUGGGUCUUAAUCAGAUUUUGUUAAACCCCACUUGAUUUUGAGUUGUGAUUGUUAAUCACUACUGAUUAAGGUGGUUUUUUAGUUGAUCCAAAAUGGUGGAUAUAAGUGAUAAAACAAGUGAUCACGAGGUUCAAGAAACUGAAGAAAUGAGUGGGCAAAAUCAAACACCAGAAAGGGUUUCAAUAGAGACUAAUCAGAAAACAUGUGUUGAUUGUGGUACUACAAAAACACCUCUUUGGAGAGGUGGUCCUGCUGGACCUAAGUCAUUGUGUAAUGCAUGUGGGAUAAGGAGCAGAAAAAAGAGAAGAGCUCUUUUAGGAUUGAACAAAGAAGACAAGAAAUCAAAAAAAUCUUCAAAUAAGACAAUUGGCCAUCAACAGAACCAGAGUAGUACCAGCAGUACAAGCAGCAGUGGAGAAAGUUCAACUAGUAAUGCAGUAGUGAAGCAGAGUGAAAAGUGCAUUCCUUUUAAAAAGAGAUUAUUGCAUUUUGGUAGAGAAGUAGCAAUGCAAAGACCAAGAUCAAACUCUGCACAGAGAAGAAAAUUGGGUGAAGAAGAACAAGCAGCAUUCUUGUUGAUGGCUCUUUCUUGUGGCUCUGUUUAUGCUUAAUGAGUUGUACUAAUGGCAGUGAUUGUAGUGUCUUUUUGGGUUGGUAGAUCAAGAAGGUAGAUGCAUAGUUAGAAUCUUGGAUGAUAGAAAAGAGCUUAAUCAAGUUGAGAGCUCGCAAGAGUAAUGUUUGUACUAAUUGCAGUGAAAGUAGUACCUUUUUAGGAAGGUUGAGCAAAGGUAGGUAUAUGGGAAGAAUCUAGAAUGAUAAAAAGUGCUUAAUCAAAGUUGAUAGCUCUCAAGAAUGUAGGGUUGAGAAUUGGCGUGUGUUUUAAUUUAAUUUAAUUUAUUUUAAUCUAAGUGUUACUACUUGUGCUAUU